Molecule: messenger RNA, 1377 nt
Organism: Ricinus communis (castor bean)
Lineage: Eukaryota; Viridiplantae; Streptophyta; Magnoliopsida; Malpighiales; Euphorbiaceae
Product: stemmadenine O-acetyltransferase
Exons: 1
Coding region: 1-1377 (458 amino acids)
Source: RefSeq, a predicted model, not a curated record
AUGGAAAUUGAUAUUCUUUCUAAAGGAUGCAUUAAACCCUCUGUACCAACACCCUCUGACCUAAGAACCUACAAGAUUUCUUUAUUGGAUCAAUUUAUGCCUCUUGUCUAUACACCGAUGAUCCUUUUCUAUUCCAACCAGGACAUAAAUCCUGUCAAAGAUGAUGAUGAUGAUGAUAUCAUCUCCAAGAGAUUACUAUUACUACAGCAAUCCUUGUCCCAAACCUUAACAAGAUUUCACCCACUUGCAGGAAAAAUUAAAGACGAUUUUUCCAUUGAUUGCAGUGAUGAAGGUGCAUUCUUUGUAGCGGCAAGAACCAAAAUUGCUCUUUCUGAUUAUCUACAGCAGCCUGAUCUCAAUUCACUAUAUAAAUUGUUGCCAAGUACGGAUGAGCCAACUUCAGGAUCUUAUGUUUCCAUGAUUCAAGAAACCAUCUUUGCUUGUGGUGGAAUUGCCAUCGGUGUUUAUGUUUUGCACACGGUCAUGGACGGAUCUGGUUUAGCUUCAUUUCUAAAAGCUUGGGCUGCCAUAGCAUGUGAUGAACAGUCUACUAAAGCCUGCUAUCCUAACUUUGACGGCACGUCUAUGUUUCCUCAGUAUGGCGCAUUCCCAAGAGAUGCAAAUGUUAUGGCUUAUGGGAGCCACUUUCGGAAAAGAGGUAAGAUUACCAGACGAAGGUUUGUGUUUGACGGACCCGCAAUUGCCAAUCUGAUGGAGAAAGCAAGAGCUGAAACAGGAGUGCCAGAAAAUCCUACACGAGUUGAGGUGGUCUCUGCACUUCUAAUCAAACACAUGAUGGCUAUAUUUAAAGCUAAAUCUGGUGUUGACAAGCCACUUGCAAUCAACCAUGCUGUGAACAUGCGUCGACGAAUGGUGCCACCAAUCCCUGAAUGUUCAGUGGGGAACUUCGUAUGGCCAGCAGCUACAAUUUGCAAGCCUAACGAGACACAGUUAAGUAGCUUAGUAUACCAACUGAAGGAAGCAAUUAUGAAGAUCAACAGUGAUUUUGUGAGGAACAUAAAAGGUGGUGAUCAUGGAGGAUUCAUCAAGCUCUAUGAAUUAAAGAAAGAGGCAGCUAGUUCAUUUACCAGUCCCUUGUUCUCCAAUGGAGUGGACUACGUUUUGUUCUCUAGUUGGUGCAAUUUUGGUCUCUAUCAAGUUGAUUUCGGGUGGGGAAAGCCUGUUUGGACCACGACUGCUCGCUACAGUAAUGGGGAUUUGGAAAUACCUUUCUUGAAUUCGAUCGUUCUUAUGGAUGCAAGGAAAAACAAAGGAAUAGAAGCAUGGAUGGUUUUGGAUGAAGACAUAAUGGUUAUGUUAGAUAAAGAUAAGAACUUCAUCCAAUAUGCUUCCCCUAAUCCAAGUCCUUUAAAUUAG